AGUUUGAAGCGUUGGAACGUCCGAACCCAAAUGAAGAACCUCCCGUCUUUCUCUCCCGUUUCUCUAUGUGCUCUGAACUAAAGUCCUAGAGAGAGAGAAGCAUUAACAAAGACCUUGCCCCUAACCACAAUGGCGACCAGUUCUGCACAAGCGAACAUGGAAGACGUUCCCUCUGUCGAUCUCAUGUCUGAGCUCCUCCGUCGCUUCAAGUGUUCCGACAAGCCAGACAAGCGCCUCAUUCUCGUUGGUCCACCUGGAUCAGGAAAGGGUACCCAAUCACCAAUUAUUAAGGAUGACUACUGCUUGUGCCACUUGGCUACUGGUGAUAUGUUAAGGGCUGCUGUUGCUGCAAAAACCCCGCUUGGGGUUAAGGCUAAAGAGGCUAUGGAUAAGGGAGAACUUGUUUCUGAUGACUUGGUUGUUGGCAUUAUAGAUGAAGCUCUAAAGAAGCCCUCAUGUCAGAAAGGUUUCAUUCUUGAUGGAUUUCCGAGGACUGUGGUCCAAGCACAAAAGCUUGAUGAAAUGCUGGAAAAGAAGGGAGUCAAAGUUGAUAAGGUGCUCAACUUUGCAAUUGAUGAUGCAAUCUUAGAGGAGAGAAUUACUGGUCGCUGGAUACACCCAUCCAGUGGUAGAACCUACCACACCAAAUUUGCACCUCCCAAAGUUCCAGGAUCUGAUGAUGUUACUGGAGAACCUUUGAUUCAGCGCAAGGAUGAUACUGCAGCAGUUCUCAAAUCAAGGCUGGAGGCAUUUCACAAGCAAACUGAACCAGUUAUUGAUUAUUAUUCCAAGAAGGGCAUUGUUGCCAAUCUUCAUGCAGAAAAAGCUCCCAAAGAGGUCACAACUGAGGUUCAGAAGGGUUUGCAAUGAAUCUCUUAUUGGCUGCUCACCAAGAACAGAGUUCUCUAGAAUUCCAGGCCAGAUGGAAUGCUCCUAUACAAGAAAAUCCAACAAACAAGCCUUGGGGGUCACCUUAGGCCAUGGAAAACCUUCCCCAUGGAUCCCAAAACAGGGAAACACCCACCUACGGGAAAGCUUUUCUCCGUGUAAACUGCAGAAAAACACAGAACCAAGGGGCAAUCACUCAUAUGCAUGGACCAAAAGACUCCACUCCAUCGACCCUUUCUACUGCCGAAGCAAUGGCUGAAUUGCUAUCUUGGGCUGAAUCAAACCUUCAUUGGCCAUUGCAGGCGGUUCCAUACACAAUUGACUGAUUCUCCUCCCCCUUCAUU
Messenger RNA from Juglans regia (Persian walnut), 1232 nucleotides. RefSeq names its product adenylate kinase 4-like. Lineage: Eukaryota; Viridiplantae; Streptophyta; Magnoliopsida; Fagales; Juglandaceae. Gene Ontology annotation, molecular function: ATP binding; AMP kinase activity. Gene Ontology annotation, cellular component: cytoplasm; mitochondrion. Gene Ontology annotation, biological process: nucleobase-containing compound metabolic process. The transcript has 7 exons. The record is from RefSeq and is a predicted model, not a curated record. The coding region runs from base 130 to 870 and encodes 246 amino acids.